AGUCAUUUUCCGAAGCCCAAGUAAACACUUUCUUGACAAAUUUUUGGUAAUGGACGAUUUCGGAUCGACGAGGGUUUUAGUCGCCGUCGUCGAGUGGUUUUUGAUUCCGGCCAAAUCUUGAAGCUUCUUCUCCAUGAAAAUAUUAGAAGCCAAUGCAGGCCCUCUUACGAAUUUUGAGGUUCUCGACUUUUUAAGAUCAAAGGGGGCAGCGAAAGAUCCCACUAGGGUUCUUGCGAAAGUAGCACCAUCUGAAUACAAGGUUUAUGAUUAUUUGAAUCAAACUCCUGCUUGUAAUCAAUCGAGAGAAGCUAUUCUUGAGUUUGUCGAGAGGUCCAAAGAGUAUGAUCUCGCGAAAGCUGAAAUUCUCAAUAUCAUUAAUUGUCGGCCGAUUGCCCCGGUUGAGUUAUUUCCGAUUAUAGAGAGCUGUGAAGCUCGAAUGGGAGAUGAUGGAGUUGAUGGAGGAAGAAUGCAAGAGCUUGUGACGAUGGUGGAACAGGUGUUCCCUACACCUCAAAAUGAACCAACAUCCGAAGUAGCUCCAAAGGAAGGUAAAGAGGCCGAAACCAUGGAGGAACAAGAAGUAGCUGGGGAUGUCAAUGACGAACCCAUGGAAAAGACUUGAACCCAGUUCGAGAAUUAAGUGAUUGUUGGUAGAUGUAAGAUUAAAUGAGCUGCCUGUAACUCAAACUAUUCAUAAUGUGCAGACAUGGGUUUCAGGUGAAAGAUGAAACUGAGAGGGACAGUUCCCAUAAAUAGACUGUGAGAAAUCAAAGUCAAAGAAAGCUUUUGAGUGCUAAACAAUGAAAAUAGUUGUGUUUCUUUUUAUCACUAUUCUUUUGUUUGUUAAAUAAACCCUAAUACUCUGUACAUGGAAGAAGAAGCCGAGAUUUUCGUUUCCCUAGGUUA
Messenger RNA from Benincasa hispida (wax gourd), 906 nucleotides. RefSeq lists its product as uncharacterized. Gene Ontology annotation, cellular component: RNA polymerase III complex. Gene Ontology annotation, biological process: transcription initiation at RNA polymerase III promoter. Gene Ontology annotation, molecular function: nucleotide binding. The record is from RefSeq and is a predicted model, not a curated record. NCBI's taxonomy places the organism in Eukaryota, Viridiplantae, Streptophyta, Magnoliopsida, Cucurbitales, Cucurbitaceae.